Messenger RNA from Agrilus planipennis (emerald ash borer), 1239 nucleotides. RefSeq names its product facilitated trehalose transporter Tret1-like. Gene Ontology annotation, cellular component: membrane. The coding region runs from base 1 to 1239 and encodes 412 amino acids. The transcript is spliced from 6 exons. Gene Ontology annotation, molecular function: transmembrane transporter activity. The record is from RefSeq and is a predicted model, not a curated record. Lineage: Eukaryota; Metazoa; Arthropoda; Insecta; Coleoptera; Buprestidae. Gene Ontology annotation, biological process: transmembrane transport.
AUGACAGGUCGUUUGGAAUCUUCAUGGAUAGUGUCCAUACGAAACAUAGGCUCGAUUGUGGGUUGUUUCUUGGCUAUAUUGAUUAACAAUAACUUGGGUAGAAGAGUAAGCCUUUUAACAUCUGCGAUACCACUUUUCGCGUCAUGGGUGAUAAUUUUUUUUGCAAGAUCGGUUAUGGCGUUGUACAUAGCCAGAUUAAUUGGUGGUAUUGCCAGUGGUCAGCUCAGUGCCACUCUUCCAAUUUAUAUCGGGGAGAUAUCCGAAAAGGAUAUACGAGGGCGUCUUUCGAACCUAUUUACUGUGUUAGGAAGUUUGGGCGGAUUGUAUAUUUACACAGUGGGCCCUUUCGUGUCAUAUCACGUGUUGGCAGGAACUUGUGCCAUAGUGCCCUUUAUUGUUACAGUUAUGUGCUGGUUUUUACCGGAAACUCCAUAUUACUUGGCUAAGAAGAACAAACCGGACAAGGCUAGGGAAUGCAUUGUGAAGCUGUCGUGCAAUCGGGCGGAUGAAAAUUUCAUCGAAACAAGAAUGCAAGAGAUAAGAGAUAGUAUAAACAAUGACAGAAAGAAUACAUCACAAUUUUGGGAACUCAUCACGAAACAGCAGUAUAGAAAACCUUUUCUAAUUGUACUAGGUAUUAAAACCAUUCAGCAUUUCAGUGGGUCUCAAGCAAUAUCAGCAUACAUGCAAACAAUAAUGCAAAGCAGCGGAAGUAACCUGUCUUCUUCAUACUCGAGCAUAAUAUUUGGAUUCACCCGAUUUAUAGCUGCUAUAGUAAGUGGUCAAGUUGUUGACAAACUGGGCAGAAAACCGCUAUUAUUAAUAUCUGCAGCCAGUUGCUCCGUGGCAUUGUUUGGCGAAGGGGCUUAUUUCUAUGUUUUGGAAGCCAUGAAGGGAAAUACCAAUUCAAUCUCUUGGAUACCUCUCACCGCUUUGGUAAUCUUCGAAGUGAUGAUAACUAUUGGCGUUUCAACUUUACCUUAUAUUAUCAUUGGCGAAAUAUUCACGAUGAAUGUUAAAGGUUAUGCUGCGUCAUUUAGUUCUUUAUACUCAGCACCACUUGCAUUUGCGGUGACGUCCCUGUAUAUACCUAUAAGCGAAAACUGGGGCACCUACACCAUGUUUUGGUUUUAUGCUUCCACAUGUUUCCUUGGCUCGAUAUUUAUUUUGAUAUUUCUACCGGAAACAAAGGACAAAACUUUCGACGAAAUACAAAAGAAACUCAAUAAUAAGAAAUAA